Messenger RNA from Diachasma alloeum, 1267 nucleotides. RefSeq lists its product as uncharacterized. Bases 1 to 1212 code for a protein of 403 amino acids. The record is from RefSeq and is a predicted model, not a curated record. The transcript has 3 exons. Lineage: Eukaryota; Metazoa; Arthropoda; Insecta; Hymenoptera; Braconidae.
AUGGAGUCCUCACCAUCUCAGCAGACUCAGCCUCCCGAUCCGACUCCCCCCCGGAGAGAGCAAUACCUCUUCCUCCUGGAGUUCUUCAUCCACAGGAUCGACAGCGAGAGACUGGGGAGGUUUAACGAGAUGUUUUACGUCCCAACAACGGUAACUCUGAAUUUCCUGAACCUGCAGGACGACUCGAUCGAGAUAACCCCAGUGGAUCCCAUGUUCGAGCCCCUCUCCGGCAUCCCGGGGGACUCCGAGAGCUUCUUCUCGGGUAGAUCAAUCCUCUUCGCGAUCCCCGAGAAACUGGUGACAACAAUAUCAACUGAACUCAAGAUAAGCCUGAAAGUCCAGAAGAAGAUGCCCGAAGAGAUUCGCCCGGACAUUCUGGUGGGCACAGGAGAGCUGGACAUGUCGGCGGAGUUUGCCGGACUCCGAAAGGAGAUUCUCCAGUGCUGGCACAGGGAUGUCCCUCCGCCGAAGUCAUACGAAGGGCCUGUGGAAUUGUUCUACGAAGAGGAACCCUCGGGGACGGUUUCAGUCCUAGUCAGAAUCUCUGGGUUUGGCCAGUCUAUUGUCACUGAGUUCGACUCCCCGCCUGAAGAGACAGCAACGUCAUUCGUCUUCAGGGGAGACGAACGUGAUGACAAGACCCUUUCCUACAAAUGUAGGAUCAUUAAUCCGAGUGAGAUGAAUGUCUGCGAAGAGUCGGAGGACGAUGCUGGAGAGUGUGGGGUCUGUUUACCGAAGAAGACUUGGUGCAUGCCGUGUGGACAACCGGAUUCUGCGAGGAUCAAUGCGACUGAAAAAUGUUACCGACAAGGAUCUGAAAAUCAGGACCCCUCAAAAGCAUUGAGGAUGGAGCCCAAAGGAAUGAUAACUUCGAGCAGGGGGAGUCCCAUGCCCUGUGGGAAAGCGGUUGUUCUCAAGGUCUCUGGACUACUUGAUUACGAUGGGCAGAAGAAACCAACGGUCACUGUGGAGUCUGAGUCAUCUGAACCUGAUCCUGAGCACGAUGUGUUUGUCCUCAGGAUUGGAAAAAAGGGAUUAGUGGGGGCUAACGAGAAAUCCGAUCUCCAGUUAGAGAUGAGAACUCCGAAAGGCCCGGAGAGACGCCCACCAAUUCGAUAUGAGACGAGAGAGGCUCAAACGGAAGUGGAGACUAAAGAAGUUAAGAAGAAGGGAAAGGCAAAGGGCAAGGGCAAGGGCAAGAAGAAGAAAUGAGGAAAUUUGGAGCAAAAAAGGUCGGAAACCUUUGCGAUGUUUAUUUGUUAUCUGA